Solanum tuberosum (potato) is the source of this 1143-nucleotide messenger RNA. Its product is annotated as putative G3BP-like protein. NCBI's taxonomy places the organism in Eukaryota, Viridiplantae, Streptophyta, Magnoliopsida, Solanales, Solanaceae. The transcript has 8 exons. Gene Ontology annotation, molecular function: mRNA binding. The record is from RefSeq and is a predicted model, not a curated record. Gene Ontology annotation, cellular component: cytosol; ribonucleoprotein complex. The coding region runs from base 1 to 1143 and encodes 380 amino acids.
AUGGCUACUAAAUCAACAAGACAUGCUGCUGACAAAGUUGCCACUGCUUUUGUGGUUCAAUACUAUAACAUUUUACAAACCCUAAUCGACCAAUCGUAUCGAUUUUACAAGGAAAAAAGUGUUCUAAGUUGGCCAUCGUCCGAUGGUGAAACUAAGUCUGUGACAACUUCUGAUGGCAUAAGUGAUUUUAUCAUGUCAUCACACUUUAAGGGUAGCAAAGUUGAAGUCAAAACUAUUGACUCUCAAUUAUCUGUUGCUGGUGGUGUUUUGGUGAUAGUUAUGGCUUAUUUAAUUGGGCAAGACAAGUCAAGAAAAGGGUUUUCUCAAACUUUUUUUCUUGCUCCACAAGAGACAGGAUACUAUGUGUUUAAUGAUAUUUUUAGAUUUAUUGGUGAAGACAAAUCUUCAACAAUUGUUGAGGAAAAUGGUUCAAUUGCUACUCCUUUAGCUACUCAGAGCAAAGCUGAAAACAAUGUUGAUGAUGAAGUCGACCAGAAGCCUUCAAGCCCAAAAGAAGAAGAACAAAAAAAGAAGGCCCCUGUGGCCCCCGUCAUCGUUGAGAACGAGGCUCCAAAAAUUACCUAUGCUUCAAUGAUAAAGCAAGGUAGGUCCUCGCCACCAAAAAAUGUUGGCCUACCAUCGGCUCCUAAAAAGCCGCAACCCAAUAACUUCGUUCAGAAGUCUAGUUCGGGUGAUGUGUUGAAAGUUGCAAGUACUCCUUCAACCAGAGACGUUGCGCAAGACAAUUAUCAUAAUGACAUCGAAUAUAAGUCGAUAUUUGUUGGAGGAUUACUACCCAACACAACAAAAAAUGAUUUAUAUGCUGUUGUUAAAGAGUUUGGACCCCUUCACAUUCAAGACGUUCAACUAAAAGCUUAUGAAGUAUACGAGGAUGGAUAUUGUUGUGGUUUUGUGCAUUUUCAAGAUGCAAUUUCUGCUCAAAAGGCUGUCCAUACUCAUCACAUUAUGGUGAAGGGGAAACGAGCUUACAUGAGAUACAAGAGAACUAACAAAGUUCACGGAGAGAGGGCAAAUUCUCCAUCGGAGAGAGGUGAAUUUUGCGGUGGUCAACGUUCGAGAAGCCGGCCUCAAAGUUCUGAUGGACGUUGGGGAGAAGGUUACCAACAAAAGAACUAUAAUUAG